Molecule: messenger RNA, 937 nt
Organism: Pimephales promelas (fathead minnow)
Lineage: Eukaryota; Metazoa; Chordata; Actinopteri; Cypriniformes; Leuciscidae
Gene: thy1
Product: Thy-1 cell surface antigen
Biological process (GO): cell adhesion; regulation of cell migration; integrin-mediated signaling pathway
Cellular component (GO): membrane raft; focal adhesion; external side of plasma membrane
Molecular function (GO): integrin binding; GTPase activator activity
Source: RefSeq, a predicted model, not a curated record
CCGCCCUUACUCAACCUUACUGUAUCACUCUGUCUUCAUCGUUCACUGAGGGAGUUGUCUCGAUAACGGACCAACAGCUUCAGCAUCCGAAAACAGAAACAAUAAGGUUCUUUUGUGUGUGCAUAUGCAGAUGUGUACUGUGGUCAGGAUGAUGUGCUGUACUGCAUUUGCCACUUUUUUCCUGUUGGGUGUUGUUUCUGGCCAGACUCCUCUUCAGAUUUCAUCCUGCUUGACUAAGGACCAAAACCUGAAGAUGUCCUGCAAGUUUAUUCGAGAUACAGACCCCAAUAAGCUCCCUAAGACAUGCUACUACAUGACUGAUGACAAGAUGAUUGGCAAUAGCAACAGCAGCAGCAGCACACCUGACCCCACCUUCAAGAACCGUGCCACUGUCUCCAUUUCCGAUACCACAUGUGAUCUGUAUUUGACGGGUUUCGCAGCUGACAAAACCACAAACUUCUCUUGUUUCAUCACACAGAAUUCCGCAACAGUGACAAUCAAUGCAACUGUGGAGAAGAGUAAGCUUCAGACCUGUUCUGCCUGGUGUGUUGUGCAGCACAGUGGAGCAGCACUCCUGCUAGCUUUCCUCACUUUCCCACUCUUGUCAGAACUUCUUUGAGUAUAAAAUGGAUCUCUCUACUAUGACUCCAAAUAUAAAUCUAGCUUGUACUACACUAUGCAACAAAUAGGCUACCUUGUUAAUGUUUAUCAGAAAUCAGGGUGUAUAGAAAUUGAGUGCUUUUGUUUUUUUAAUCAUGGCAUGUAUGCAUUGGUUUGGUUGAUGCUGAUGUCAAAAACACUGUUCUGUGAUGAAUGUCCCUUAAAUACCAUGUAAAAUCGUGUACUUUGAAUCUUUAUAAAGUUGUCAAGUGAACCCACUGUUUGGCAGGAGUAUAAUAAAUUCUAAAAUAAAAUGUGUACUCUGACUGGAAACUUA